This is a messenger RNA of Dermochelys coriacea (leatherback sea turtle), 2292 nucleotides long. RefSeq names its product serine/arginine repetitive matrix 3 (gene SRRM3). The coding region runs from base 254 to 1852 and encodes 532 amino acids. Gene Ontology annotation, molecular function: mRNA binding. The record is from RefSeq and is a predicted model, not a curated record. Lineage: Eukaryota; Metazoa; Chordata; Testudines; Dermochelyidae. The transcript is spliced from 17 exons.
GGGACGGAGGGAGAGGAAUCCAGAGGGCUCCAGGAGGAAGGCCAGCAGGAGAAGAGAGACGAGCACAGGCCAGCCACGCAGGAUUCCCUGGCAAGGCGUUGAAGCAGCAGAGCUGGAGCAGUUGGGCUUCCAUAGGAGAAGUUUUCUGCAGGCAAGAAGCCCCUGAACUGAGCUAGCUAGGACUGGAGCCGUGCAGCGGCCGAUGGACCGUGCCCUCUGAGAGGGGCUGCGGAGUUGGAGGGCACACGCUGGGAUGGCCCUCUAUAACAACGGGGCCAAGAUGCCUUCCCCCCAGGAGGCGGCCAAUGGCUUUCCCCAACCCGGCGCCUCCGGCACCUGGCACAAGCCGGAGGAGGAGGCGCGGCUGGUGGAGCCCAGCCUGGUGAAGAAGGCUCACCGGGAGAUCCUGGAUCACGAGCGGAAGCGGCGGGUGGAGCUGAAGUGCAUGGAGCUGCAGGAGAUGAUGGAGGAACAAGGGUAUUCGGAAGAAGAGAUCCGGCAGAAAGUGGGGACCUUCCGGCAAAUGCUGAUGGAGAAGGAGGGAGUGCUCACCAGAGAGGACCAGCAUGGGCGCCAGAUAGUAAUUGAAAACCAUCACAUGGAGGAGUACGCCAUGGAGUACCCAGAGUACGGAGAGGGCUGCCUGCUGCCGUGUGACUGCCCAGCCGACUGCUACCGAGACCACUGCAGCCACAGAGAGCACAGGCUGAAGAGGUGGAUAAGCAGCUCCACCUCGCCGCCGCCCAAGAAGAAAAAGAAAAAGAAAUCGGGUCAUCGCCGAAGCCGCAAAAAGAGGAAACCCGGAUCAGAGCGCAGCUGCGACAGCUCCUCGCCCCUCCGGAAGGAGAAGAAAAAGAAGAAUGGAAAGAAACACCGACGAGACAGGUCUGAGUCUGGAUCCCGGAAGAAGAGAAGACACAGGUCCCGGAGCCCCAAGAACAAAAGGAAAGAGAAAAACAAAGAGCGAAAGAGAUCCCCCAGCAACUCCCCAGCCCGCAGAUGCCACAGGCAGAGCAGCUGCAGCUCUCAAAGCACUUCACUCUCAUCAGAUUACAGCCACUCCAAAUCGCCGGGCCGACUAACCCCCAAGCACAGAGAGGACAGACACAAGCCCAGCAGCCUCCGCUCCAGCCGCAGCCCGUCCUCCUCUCGCACCUGGCACAGCCGCUCGGCCACACCGCACCAGAACGGGCACAAGGGCAGCGCCCAGAAUGGCCGGCACAGCCAUGGUCCCUCGGGUGAAAAACAGCAGGAUAGGCUGGACUCCUACGUCCCCUUCUCCCAGGGGGCAUGUCAAGACCGGCCGCCAUCCCCCCGCUCCAAGGGCGGCAGACGCGGCCCCAGAAGCCCCCGGUCGUGUCGCCGGAGAAAGGAGGCCGAUGCUCCGGAGGGGACAAGUAACCUCCACCGACGCCGCUCCCGGUCCGCGUCGCUGCACAAACACAAGGGGAGGAGCAAGGCCAAGGCCUUGGCCCAGAAGGAGUCACCCCACUCGCUCAGCCACACCGACUACAGCAGCGAUUCGGAGGGGUCGGCCUGCUCACACCCCUACCCGGCGGCGCGGGGGGCGGAGAAGAACCAUGGGGCGCACUUUGAAAAAGGUAAAGGACAGACACCACCGGGGCAGGCCAAACAGCGGCUCCCAGUCCCCUGUCAAGCACUCCAGGCACAACUCCGAGAGAAGGAAGAGCCUGUCCCAGAGCAGCUCCUGGAGCUCCAGCGGCUCCCCAAUCCAAAUCCCGGUCACGAUCCCGGGAGAAAAAGACCAGCACGGAGCCGGAGCCAGUCUCCAUCGCAGAAAAAAAAACUCAAGCAGAGAGAAAGACCACGAGCCCCGAACACGGCACAGUGACACGGAUCCUGCCCGGGCCAGGCGCCGCUCCAGAAGCUAUUCCCCUAUAAGGAAGAGGAGGCGUGACUCUCCCAGCUUCAUGGAGCCCAGAAGAAUUACAAGCCCGUCUCAAGGUUCCUCUUGGAGAGCGUCGCCACGGGCCUGGUGACCAUGGUGCCCAGGACCCCGCUCCCCGCGUCUCCCUGAAUGCACCGUUGCCCGCAAGCGCCCGAUCCCCUACUACAGACCCAGCCCUUCCUCUUCCAGCUCCCUGAGCAGCUACUCGUACAGCCGGAAGCCACAGCCGGAGCUACGACAGCUACAGUACCAGCCGGGCCGGACUCGCAGCCCCCAGAGCCGCUCUCGCAGCCCAAGCCCCAGCCCCAGCUACAACAGCCACAGCAGCUCGGAGAGUGCGGGUUCUGAGCCAGCAGCAGGCAUGCCCCUCUCUCUCCCCCUUU